This is a messenger RNA of Cokeromyces recurvatus, 980 nucleotides long. RefSeq lists its product as uncharacterized. The record is from RefSeq and is a predicted model, not a curated record. The transcript is spliced from 2 exons. Lineage: Eukaryota; Fungi; Mucoromycota; Mucoromycetes; Mucorales; Mucoraceae. Bases 38 to 757 code for a protein of 239 amino acids.
UAUAUCUAUACAUAUAUUUUAUUGUAAGGCCAAUCAAAUGACACAAGCGAAUAAUAGAAGCACCAGAAGACAGAUCACACGUAACAAAACACUUCAAGAACGUAGAGAAAUGAAGAGAAUGAUGAAAAAUGCUCCUAAUGGUGCUAAUUUCAACCCUAAAAAAAAGUCUUCUGGAAAAGUGAGCCCUAUCCAUUCUAUCAAUAUAUCUUCUUCAAUUGAAAAAAAGACAACGAUUGAAUCAGAUCCCAUUGUUAAAAAUAAUAAGAACGCGUCUAAAGAAGAUCCAUCAUCUAGUAUCCCUCUUGAAGAGGGGAAGGAAUUAUCAGCAAUAGGACCUAUUUCUAAAAGUAAUGAAAUAGAAGAAAAGAAGAAGAAUGAUUUACUGAUCGAUACAGAGGCUACUCUGAUUCAUAAGAAAGAAGAGGAUGAAUCAUCAGUCAUAGAAGAAGACGUGAAUGUGUUAUCAUCUAAUAAAGCAGUCGUCAUUAAAAGUAAUAAGGAUACAAAUCAGGAGUUAAUCAUAAAAGAAGAAGAGAAACCAGAAAAACAGGAGCCUAAAUCUACUUUAAAUACUGAUACAGCAACAACGUCUAAAGACUUGAAAAAUAAUAAAAAGAAAAUAAAUUUAAUUUCAAAGUUAUUUAAACAAAAAAAGCAGGCAAAUCAUGAAAUCUCUGAUUCAAUAUCUGCUUCCAAUAAUGAAUCAACGAAAAAGAAAAAGUCCAAAUCUUGGAAAAUUUGGAAAAAAAGAUGCUGAUUUCUACGUGAACAAUAAAUGAUAAAAGCAGAGAGACCAGCUUUUUUUUUAUAUAAAUAUUUAAUAAUAGCAAAAUCUAUAAAUAUGUACUUGAAACGUAAUAAUAUAAAAAGCGCUUUUUUUUUUAUAUAUGAAUAUACACAAAUAUGUAUAUUUUUAUUAUUGAACAACAGCCACAGCUAUAAUUGAAAGCAGUAAUAGAAACAAUAAAUUAAGAUUUGCC